AUGAUCUUCUCAUAUCUCAGUAUCCUGGCGGCAGCCGGCGGUGCGCUGGCUGUCACGCCGCCGGGCUUCUCCCCAGGCGUCCAGGCUCCUCUGUUCGUCUUGUACUCUGACAGCAUCGCCGCCCUAAACGGCGCCACCAUGUCAAAGAUGGUGACGGCAAAGGAGCCUUUUGUCGGCACGGAGAAGAAGCUGACGGGCAAGUCGUACGCGGUCAUAAUGGUCGACAUGGACGUCCCAACGUCGCAGCCACCCAAGACCAGGAGUCUGCUCCACUGGAUGCAGACCGACCUGGUGCCCGUCGACCAGCCCACCACCAUCAACACCACAGCGGGGACGACGACCGUCUACCCGGUGUCCAACCUGAAGCGUGUGAUCGCAGCGGCUCCCUACUUUGGACCGGACCCGCCCGCCCGCGUGCCGCUGAACCACCGGUACACCCAGGUCUUGAUCGACACCAGCAACGUCGGCCAGGAGCAGAUGCGCAUCCUCUCAAAGGCCGCAACGAAGCGGGAGGACUUUAACGUGGCCGAGGUCCUCUCGGCUGCCAACAUACCUACCGACAAGAUUGUGGCCGGCAACUUCUUCCAGGUCACGAACAACGGGCCAGCACAGACCGGUGGCUACCCUAGCACCCCGAAGCCGGGUUCUUGCCCAUCAUCGCCGCCGUCGUCAAACGCAACCAAGCCUAUGCCACAGCCCGCACCACAGCCCAAGCCCCCUGCCCCUGCCCCGGUCCCCAUGCCUGCCCCUGGCAUGAGACCCAACGCCACCAGGACCAACACCACCAUGCCCAGGCCCGCCGCACCCGGCAAUGGAACUAGCCCAGCGAUGCCCAAGUCACCAGCACCGGGUAACGGCACAAACCCGGCGAUGCCCAAGUCGCCGGCACCGGGCAACGGAACCAACCCGGCGAUGCCCAAGUCACCAGCACCGGGUAACGGCACAAACCCGGCGAUGCCCAAGUCACCAGCACCCGGCAACGGCACUAACCCCACGGCGCCCAAGCCCGGACCCCUCAACCCGGCGGUUCCCAAGUCACCAGUGCCCGGCAACGGCACCAAACCCAUGCCGGGUCUAGGAAGCAACGGCACCAUGCCCAAGCCCGGCAUGAGCCCACAGCCUGCGAUCCCGCCGGUGAACGCCAAGGCGAGCUCACUGAGCGCGGCUGCUUCGGUUCUGUUGGCCUCGGUGGCUUUCUGCAUCUUGUUGUAA
Messenger RNA from Pyricularia oryzae 70-15, 1212 nucleotides. RefSeq lists its product as uncharacterized. The transcript has 2 exons. The coding region runs from base 1 to 1212 and encodes 403 amino acids. The record is from RefSeq and is a predicted model, not a curated record. NCBI's taxonomy places the organism in Eukaryota, Fungi, Ascomycota, Sordariomycetes, Magnaporthales, Pyriculariaceae.